AUUAUAAAAUGACUCUAAACAAGCAAGCUUGGAUAUCCUAUACAGCAAUGGCGGUCCUAAAACACGAGCCUCAGCUACAUUUCGUUUUGUUUCCCUUUAUGGCUCAAGGCCAUAUGAUCCCCAUGAUAGACAUAGCCAGAUUGCUGGCACAAAGGGGAGUUAGAAUCACCAUUUUCCUAACACCCCACAACGCCACCAGAGUCGAGGCUGCCAUUGCUCGGGCUCAACAAUCCGGGCUACUUAUCCAAGUUAUCCACCUUGUUUUUCCCUGUGUUGAGGCAGGCUUACCCGAGGGCUGUGAGAAUUUCGACUUGCUCCCUUCUAUCGGACUGGCAGUGAACUUCUUCGCCGCAACUAAGAUGCUUCAACCCCGAGUUGAGGAGUUGCUGAGGGAGCUGAAACCCUCUCCCACCUGCAUAAUUUCUGACAUGUGCUUUCCAUGGACAACCAAUGUUGCCCACAACCUUAACAUCCCGCGAAUUGUUUUUCAUGGGAUGGGUUCUUUCUCCCUCUUGUGUCAGCACAAGUUAGGGAGCUGGAGUGGUCUUGAAAGCAUGGAGUCUGAUUCCCAGUACUUUGAAGUGCCUGGACUGCCUGAUAAGAUUGAACUCACCAAAGCUCAGGUCGGUAACAUGCUUAAUCCGCCGUCCCAGGAAUACAAGGAGUUUCUCAAACAGCUGAAAGAUGCAGAGGAUAGUGCUUAUGGGGUAGUGGUAAACAGCUUUGAGGAGCUGGAACCAGAAUACAUCAAACAGUUGAGGAAAGAGAAGGGGAAACCAGUUUGGACCAUUGGCCCAGUUUCUCUGUACAACAAGGUGGAAUCAGACAAGGCUGAGAGGGGAAACAAGGCCUCCAUUGAUAAGCACCAGUGCUUAAGAUGGCUUGAUUCCAAGGAAACCAGCUCUGUCCUCUUCGUCUGCCUUGGAAGCCUAUCGCGCCUGCCAACUCUUCAGAUGAUGGAGCUUGGGCUUGCCCUCGAGUCAUCAAACCGCCCCUUCGUUUGGGUUAUAAGGCACAUGUCCGACGAGUUCCAAAACUGGCUCCAACACGAAAAAUAUGAGGAAAGAGUUAAAGGGCAAGGCCUCAUCAUCUACGGCUGGGCACCACAAGUACUAAUCUUGUCUCACCCUUCCGUAGGGGGAUUCUUGACUCACUGUGGAUGGAAUUCGACCCUGGAAGGGAUAGCUUCCGGCUUGCCAUUGAUAACUUGGCCAUUUUUUGCUGAGCAAUUCAUGAAUGAGAGGUUAGUAGUGAAUGUGCUCAAAACUGGAGUGAAAGCUGGAGUGGAGUUCACAGUCAUGUUUGGAAUGGAGGAAGAGACAGGUGUCCAAGUGAAUAGAGAUGAAGUUGCUUUGGCUAUUGAGAAGGCGUUGGGUGGAGGAGAGGAGGCUGAAAUGAGAAGAAGAAGAGCUAAAACACUUGGAGAAAUGGCUAAGAGAGCAGUGGAGGAAGGUGGUUCAUCUCACCUCAACAUUGCCAAACUAAUUCAAGAUGUUGCAGAGGAAUCAAAUACUAUGAAACCAGUCUGAGACUAUAUAUAUAUAUAUAUAUAAUGUUUCCAUUUUCAUUUAUAUGUCACAUUUCUUGUUGCAAUGAAAACUUCUGUAACAGAAUACCAUUUCAUUGCAAAGAUUUGUGGGUUCAGUAUCUGCUUACAAUGCUACAAAAUCAUUGCUUCUGAAAAAGUUGCAGCUAUAUUA
Messenger RNA from Ipomoea nil (Japanese morning glory), 1700 nucleotides. RefSeq names its product UDP-glycosyltransferase 73C1-like. The record is from RefSeq and is a predicted model, not a curated record. Bases 9 to 1529 code for a protein of 506 amino acids. Gene Ontology annotation, molecular function: UDP-glycosyltransferase activity. The transcript has a single exon. NCBI's taxonomy places the organism in Eukaryota, Viridiplantae, Streptophyta, Magnoliopsida, Solanales, Convolvulaceae.